This is a messenger RNA of Guillardia theta CCMP2712, 408 nucleotides long. RefSeq lists its product as hypothetical. NCBI's taxonomy places the organism in Eukaryota, Cryptophyceae, Pyrenomonadales, Geminigeraceae. The transcript has 4 exons. The annotation marks the transcript as partial. Gene Ontology annotation, molecular function: protein binding. The record is from RefSeq and is a predicted model, not a curated record.
CUUACGGAGGCGCUGGUGCUGGAGAGGACGAGGGCGGAACAGCUGUCGAGCGUCAGGAACCUCAACUUGUGGGGGAGCAACCUGGAAGAUGUUUCCAUCCUCAAGCAAAUGCCCAAUGUCGAGGUCCUGUCUCUGUCCGUCAACAGGAUCCGAACGCUCUCAGACUUCCGGCAUUGCCUGAAGCUAAGUGAACUCUACCUGCGUAAGAAUGAGAUCGUUGACUUGAACGAGCUGCGGCAACUGCAGCACCUGAAGAAUCUGUCGGUCCUAUGGCUUUGCGACAAUCCAUGCGUUGGUGAUUGUAUAGCUACGUACAGAGCACAGACUAUAGCCAUGUUGCCCAACAUUACCAAGCUCGACAACAUCGAUGUGACAGAAGAGGAAAGGAGAGAAGCAUCAGAAACCUAU